CCUCCUCUUCCUCUAUCACAGGUUCCGCCUCUCGGUGGAUUAUUGCAUCUGCUGGAGGAUCUGCUCAUCAUUUCAUCCCAUCGCAUCACACUACAUCUCAUCUAGCUGGACAUCAAGAGACAAUAUUAAUCCAUCCAUCACAGCGCAGAGGAUGGGAAUGUCGGGAUUGAUGAGGGAAUGGUUGGAAGUGUGCGGGAUGAAGGAAGGUGAGCUACUGAGAAGGGAGUGAAAACAAGAGAGAGAGAGAGAGAGAGAGAGAGAGAAGGUGUUGGAUAAUGAAGGACCGGAGUUUUCUGGAUGAACGAGGCAAACCAGCCACGUACACCGGCGACAAGAAAGCGAAAAUGGCCGCUCGGACCAACCAGCAGUGGGUUAGAUUAGCUACAGUGUUCGCUUAUGUUCUGUCCGUGUCUCUGGCUGCCAUUAUCCUGGCCAUUUACUACAGUCUGAUCUGGAAGCCGACUUCUUCUGGAUCUUCUUCCAGACGGCCCGAGAUGUCGGUUAUGAGCUGUGCAUCAUGGUCCAUUACUGAGUCCCAGAACAGCACACACGCCGCUGAUCUCUCACACACCAACAACACGAACGCAUCAUCGCUGGAGACGCAGGAGAACAACACCACAACAGCCUGGUUAGUCGCUCUCCAGAGCACAGCCGAACCGAGCCCGGGUUCUACCGAUGCACAGCCGAGUCGCGCGCCGACGCAGGAUGACGCAGGCCACGCAGACUCUUUCAGCACAAAACCCGUGCGGACUUUCGAGAUCUCCGAAAGACCCCGGUUUGAUUAUGGCUAUCAAGGGUCUGGGAGUGAUGGCGCGAAAGAAAAAGAGGCAGAAGAAACAGUGGGGGAAGAAAAAGGAGGAGGAGAAGAAGAAGAGAAGGGUCAGCGGCGGACGCGUAAAGCCGCGUCUCCAAACGAAAAGCGGAUUAGCGACAAGAAACACGCGCAGCAUCACCGCAGAUUCACGGACACGGAUUUAGCCCGGGGAUCUUCUGACGAGGACAUUUUUACAGACUGAAUGAAAAAAAAGUGCAGGACUAAUCAUGAUAUGAGAUGAUGGAUGGAUGGAAACCAUGAUGAAGCUGAACGGACUCUUAUUUAACUCUGGUUUUAGUUUGCUUUUAUUCCUGGAUUAAGAAAUUUUAAUGAACAUAUAUAUAACGAAUAGAAACAGAUGAUUUAGUUUUACACAUUUAUCUCACUUAGAGAGAGAAUACACUGUGCUUGUUAGAGUAUUAGAUGCUAUAAAUACACGAUAUAACUUUAUUCAUCUAACUGUUAAAUGGUUUAGGUUCAAUAAUUCAGGAAAUAUUAUAUUAUAUAAAAUAAUAAUAAUAAUAAUACUAAUAACAACAAUAAUAAUAUGACUCUCUCUUGUUUUUUUUCCCCAAACACAUAACAUUGUGUUCUAAUUAUUUCUUUAAAGAAAUCUCUCUGAUCCGUGGAUUUAAUAAACCAUCAAAACACAAACAAACAAAAUCCAGCAUGUUGGAUGUUCUUCUCUAAAGGUAACGAAAUGAUGAUUAGUGACUUUUAGAACGUUUACAGUCCCAAACAGUUCGGGUGAAAAGAUGAAACCUGUUUUGUUAAUGCGUUGUGGAAACAGGAAUGAAAAUGUCAGUGAGGUUCAUAAAACAUCAGCUUGCGUCAGUAAUAAAUAUGGGUGAAAUAUUACACUCACAUAUUUUUCUCAUUUGAAAUAUAAAUGAAAGUAAGGACGGUGCUGUUUUAGAGAUUAACCUCGUUUAUCGUCUGUCUCAGAUUAAAUCAGAUAUUUAGAUAAGGCGUCAUGUCUGACCGAGUUACAGCACACAUCCAUCAGAAUACUGAGAGUUUAUUAGAGAUUAUUAGAGUUUACUAGAGUUUAUUCAAAUUUUUUCGAGUUUAUUAGAGAUGAUUAGUUUGUUAGAUUAUUGUAAGUUUAUUAGAGUUUAUUCUAGUUUAUUACAGAUUAUUAGAGUUUAUUAUUUAUUAGAGAUUAUUAGUUCAUUAGAAUUUAUUAGAGUUUAUUAAAAUUUUUACAAGUUUAUUAGAGAUUAGUAGUUUGUUAGAGAUUAUUAUUAGUUUAUUAGAGAUUAUUAGAGUUUAUUUGAGUUUAUUAGAGGCCCAGGAGAAGAGCAGAAGUAUUGAAGAGUCAAGUGGUGACGUAUGUAGAAAUUUUCUCCGUGUAUGUACAGUCAUGGAAAAAUAUAUAAAUAUAGAAAAGUAUAGCGCAAGCAGGAACUGAAAUUUGAAAUGAAAUGAAAUGAAAUUAAUAAAUAAAAGGGGCUUGGUUUAUUUCAGUGACAUGGAUGUUGAGUUUAAAAAAAA
This is a messenger RNA of Hemibagrus wyckioides, 2308 nucleotides long. RefSeq lists its product as uncharacterized. The transcript has a single exon. Bases 276 to 1016 code for a protein of 246 amino acids. The record is from RefSeq and is a predicted model, not a curated record. Lineage: Eukaryota; Metazoa; Chordata; Actinopteri; Siluriformes; Bagridae.